UUGCCCUGCCUCCACCCUGUUGCCUCUGUCCAUCACCCUCGGCCUUGUCCGUCAACAACCGCGGGCCGCUAAGGUCCUGUUUUCGCCCCGCCAUCUCCGUUUUCGAGAGAGAAAAAUAAUGGCGUAGGUGUCAGAAGAGGGCUAACGGUGGAGAGAGAAAAAUAAACACUGCACCUGCGCUUCGAAUCCCCAAAUGCCCGGUGAAAGGAUCGACCGGCGUCCGAACGGGCGCCACCACUUAGAGACGGCCGAGAGCAUGUCUGGACGCCGGAGUUGAUCUUGCGCCAUCUCCUCACCUACCGUAGCGGCUGCGGUGGUAAAACGACGCCGGGCACACGGACGUCUCUCGACCUCGUUCAUUAUCAUCAUCGAAAUCGCUGACGAGGAGGAGGCGGACCAAGUACAACCCGGUGCCCGUAGUUUCUCGAUUCCUUGAUCUGGUGUCGAUCGAGAUGGGGUUUCUGCUGUUGAUCCUCCAUGAUUUGAUUGUCCAUGAACUUGGACGAGUGCAUAGGAUCCAUCGAAGCACUAAGGCGGCGACCGCGCGAGAGAUCUGUUAAGAAGCUUGUCCGGCCUCCGGCGGCGAGAAGAAAUUCUAGGGUUUUAUGCUUGAUCACGAACGAAGGUGAGGAAGAGAAGCAAAGGGAAGAGACAACAAGGAAGAGACCUUCUAGUGAGGGAACACUGUGUCGUUUUUGUUGCAGGAAAAGAGAGGAGAUGACAGCAGAAGAGGGGGACAAGUCAUUUCUUGAGCGUAUGCUUUCCCAUCUACGCUCCACCAGCAAGUAUUACACUGGAUAUCCAAAAGAUCUUGGACCUUCACGAAUUGUUCACUUCACCUCCGAGCGUCAUUUUGUUCAGCUGCUACAUGAAGGCAGUCCUGUAGUUGUUGCAUUUACUAUUAGGUGUCCUUACACAAAGCAUCUUGAUAAAGUGUUGGAGGAAGCUGCUGCUGAGUUUUACCCUCACUUCAAAUUCGUGCGUGUGGAAUGCCCAAAAUAUCCAGCAUUUUGCUUAACGAGACAAAGGAAUGAGUAUCCAUUCAUUGAAAUAUUUUACAGUCCAGAACAAGCAACUGGCCAGGGAAAAGUGGUAGAUCCUAACAUCACAAAGUAUUCAGUGAAAGUCUUGCCAUUUAACUAUGACUUAAGUGUGUAUGGGUUUCGAGAAUUUUUCAAGCGACAUGGAAUGAAUUUACCAGAAACCAAGUAAAGCUGCCACAGCCAUUGCACCGUCAUAUAUGUUUGAUGGAUUCCGAAACCUGCAUGUGUAGCUCCAUGGGAAUUUGGAUCGCAAGCCCUUUGCCUGUGACGAAGCUUAAUGGCUGAAGAUGCUACAUGCCUGGAAGUAUCAUUUUCUUAAUCUUCAUCAAUGACCUUAAAUUAACAUGUUCUUGCCUUUGGGUUUUUACCACGGUGCAUAAUCACAUAAGUUUCUUUUACUUUAUAUAUUGCAGAUAAGUCCCUUUUGUGAUAGCAGCUAAUGGGAUUAGCUUGACUACUAAUUUCCUCUCUUUGAAUU
Messenger RNA from Musa acuminata AAA Group (dessert banana), 1521 nucleotides. RefSeq lists its product as uncharacterized. Lineage: Eukaryota; Viridiplantae; Streptophyta; Magnoliopsida; Zingiberales; Musaceae. Bases 493 to 1212 code for a protein of 239 amino acids. The record is from RefSeq and is a predicted model, not a curated record. The transcript has 7 exons.